CUCGCAAACAAAAAUAAAUAAAAUAAAUUCCUUCACAAGCUCCAGCGCUUCUCUCUCUUGGUCUCUCCUCUCUGUCACUAACCAAACCCUAGAUUGCGAGAGGAGAAUUUCUGAAUAAAAGAUGAAUAUCGAAGACGAAAUCCAAAAAAGCAUCCAGUCCUUGGAGUUGGACUCCGCAGAUGAUAACAAUGGAGAAAUCGCUGCUCCUGAAGAAGUGAAAUCUGAAGAAGUUGAGACACAUGAUAAAAUGGAGGAAGAUGAUGUCAAGGAAGAGGUCCACUCAAGUGAUCAACAUUUGCACUCAGAGCCUACUGUUAAAGACGAGGAAAUGCCUAGUCCAGAUAAAGCUAAAGAGGUAGAAGAGAAAGAAGAACAGACAAAACGGCACUUGAAUGUCGUUUUUAUUGGUCAUGUUGAUGCCGGUAAGUCCACAGCUGGUGGGCAAAUUCUUUUUCUCAGUGGUCAGGUGGAUGAUCGAACAAUACAGAAAUAUGAGAAGGAAGCCAAGGAUAAGAGUCGUGAAAGCUGGUACAUGGCAUAUAUAAUGGACACAAAUGAGGAAGAGCGUGUAAAGGGAAAGACAGUGGAGGUUGGUAGAGCACAUUUCGAGACGGAAAACACGAGGUUCACAAUCCUGGAUGCCCCGGGUCACAAAAGCUAUGUCCCGAAUAUGAUCAGUGGAGCCUCUCAAGCGGAUAUAGGGGUGUUGGUAAUUUCUGCUCGGAAAGGAGAGUUUGAAACUGGAUAUGAAAGAGGUGGACAAACCCGAGAGCACGUCUUACUUGCCAAAACCUUGGGUGUUUCCAAGUUGCUCGUUGUAGUAAACAAAAUGGACGAUCCAACUGUGCAGUGGUCCAAAGAGAGGUACACUGAAAUAGAAUCGAAGAUGAUACCUUUCCUUAAAUCUUCGGGUUACAAUGUGAAGAAAGAUGUUCAAUUUCUUCCUAUUUCUGCUCUGCUUGGUUCAAACAUGCAAACACGUUUGGAUAAGAGUAUUUGUCCUUGGUGGGAUGGACCAUGCCUUUUUGAGGUUAUGGAUGUUAUUGAAGUUCCUCCGAGAGAUCCUAAAGGUCCAGUCAGGAUGCCAAUUAUUGACAAGUUUAAGGACAUGGGAACUGUUGUUAUGGGCAAAAUUGAAUCUGGCAGUAUCAGGGAGGGAGAUAAUUUAGUGGUUCUUCCCAAUAAGGCUCAUGUUAAAGUGCUUGCUGUAUAUUGUGAUGAAAACAAAGUAAGACGUGCUGCUCCUGGUGAAAAUGUACGUGUCAAAUUAUCCGGGAUUGAAGAGGAAGACAUAUUGGAGGGUUUUGUGUUAUGUAGUACUGCAAAUCCAAUAACUGCAGUUACCGAGUUCAAUGCCCAACUGCAAAUCCUGGAAUUGCUCGAUAACGCUAUUUUCACUGCAGGUUACAAGGCAGUUUUACAUGUUCAUUCUGCCGUUGAGGAGUGUGAAAUUGUUGAGCUGCUGGCACAAAUCGACCCUAAGACUAAGAAACCCAUGAAAAAGAAGAUUCUUUUUGUAAAGAAUGGUGCUGUGGUUCUAUGCCGGAUUCAGGUUAGUAACUUGAUAUGUGUAGAGAAGUUCUCAGAUUUUCCGCAGCUUGGGCGUUUUACCCUGCGUACUGAAGGAAAAACAGUGGCAGUGGGGAAAAUUAUUAGCAUGUAGAUUUCCAUAUCAGCUUUCUCUGAUUACUUCUGCGGGAUUGAGGAUUGCACAUUAAUCAAGGCUUAGAUGUUGCAUAUGGCAAGCACUGAUCAAAUACAGCAUGCUCCUCUCAAGGCACAUAUGUUUUCCUCCUUUUGAAAUUUAUGAACUCUGUAAAACCUUCGAGAUGGUUACUGAGAUAUGCUUAUUAGGGGUGUUUGUAGUAGCUCAUCCUUCUGUUGGUUGUGGGAUGAAUUUACUCUGGUUGGUACAGAUCCCUGUAGCAAAAGUUGGUUAGAAGUUGGAAUAUUAUUCCAAAGAGGCAGUUUGUAAUACCCUAUAUAAACUUGAAUUUUGGUUCGUGAUUUAUAGACAUCUGAUCAGAGCACUUAUUAAAAAAGCAAACAGUACUCUACUAGAGUUGCGUUGGGUUUCUAUCAGUUGGUCUUAAAUGCACGUUUUGUUUGGAUA
This is a messenger RNA of Papaver somniferum (opium poppy), 2113 nucleotides long. RefSeq names its product eukaryotic peptide chain release factor GTP-binding subunit ERF3A-like. The record is from RefSeq and is a predicted model, not a curated record. NCBI's taxonomy places the organism in Eukaryota, Viridiplantae, Streptophyta, Magnoliopsida, Ranunculales, Papaveraceae. Gene Ontology annotation, cellular component: translation release factor complex. Gene Ontology annotation, molecular function: translation release factor activity; GTP binding; GTPase activity. The transcript is spliced from 19 exons. The coding region runs from base 122 to 1663 and encodes 513 amino acids. Gene Ontology annotation, biological process: translation.